This is a messenger RNA of Linum tenue, 3432 nucleotides long. The record is from the annotation of a GenBank genome assembly. Lineage: Eukaryota; Viridiplantae; Streptophyta; Magnoliopsida; Malpighiales; Linaceae.
AUGACGACUCCUGAAGAAAGUAGUACUGUUCUACCAGACACUCCAGCUCCUGCUGUUGAGGAAAGCAAGCAGCCCUCAUCCCCUGAAGAGGGAGAAAAGAGUGUAGCAGAGCCUAAAGAGAAUAAUCAGCCAUUGCAAUCACAAGAUGACACAAUGGUGUCAAAGGAAGAGGAUAAUGAAAAGGUGGUGCCAAAAGUAGAGGACAACCAGAAGGUGGCGACUCAAGAAGUGGAUAAUCAAAAGGUGGCACCGCCAGAAGACGGCAAUGAGAUGGAGUCACAAGAAGAGAAGAACCAGGAAGUGGCAUCUCAAGAGGGCAACAAUAAGGUGGAGUCACCAAAUCAGAAUAAUGAAGUGGUAUCUCAAGAAGAAGAUACAAAUCAGAAGGCUGUAACUGAGGAAGUGAGCAACGAUCAAACAGAUGUAUCACAAGAUCAGAGUAAUGAGACAUCAGUACCAGAUGAACAGAGUAAUCAGGAGUUGCCAUCACAUGAAGAGAACACCCCGGAACCGGUUCCACACGAAGAAGAUAGCAGUCAGAGGUUAUCGCCCCAAAAAGAGCAGGAUCAGACAUUGGUAUCACCGGAAGAUAUCGAUCAGAUGGCUGUACCCCAGCACGAGAACAGUGAGAUGGUAACUGAAGAGGGGAACAGUAAGUUGGCUGUGCCCCUGCAGGAGAACAGUGAGAUGGUGGUGCCGCAGGAGGAGCUCAAUGAGACGGUUGUGACCGAGGAGGAAGACAGUGAGAUGGCAGAGCCUCCUCAGGAGAGCAGUCAGAUAGGGUUGCCCCAGGAGAAGAGUGAGAUGGUGGCGAUAGAAGAGGAGAAGAGUGAGCUGGCGGCCCCUCAGGAGGAUAUCAAUGAGAUGGGUGAACCUGAAUUAGAGAGUAGUGAAGUUUCGGUGCCCCAGGAGGAUCACAAUGAAGUUGUGGUGACUGAAGAGGAGAAGAAUGAGGUGGUAAUGCCCCAGCAAGAGAACAGUGAGAUUAUGGUGCCUGAGGAAGCGAACAUUGAAGUGGCGCCCCCCCAGGAUGACAACACUCAGUUGGUGGUGCCCCAGGAGGAGAGCACUCAGAUGCUAACACCACACGAGGACGACAACACACAGAUAGACACUCAAAUGAUAGAUGAAGACACCACUACUCAAAUGAUACCGUCUAACGAGGAUAACAAGCCUCAAAUGAUGAUUUCGCACGAGGACAACAGCAGCCAAUUGAUGAUGACAGAUGAACACCACAUGGUGGUGUCUCAUGAAGAGAACCACCACCAGAUGCUGAUGUCACAUGAAGAGAACAACAAUGAUCAGAUGGUAGACGGCAACCAUCAUCACAUGGGUGACCAGCUAAUUGUGAUGGAAGAAGAUAGCCACAACAACCAGCUGAUGAUCCAUCAUCAUGAUGAGGAAAACAACUAUCAGUUGAUGCUCCCCAAUGAUGACGACAACAGCGACCUGGUAACUCCCGACUCCCGGCCCAACAAGCGAAGGAGGAAGAAAUCCGUUGUCUGGGAACACUUCACCAUUGAGACAGUUGGGGAUGGUUGCAGAAGAGCUUGUUGCAAGCAGUGCAAGCAGAGUUUUGCAUAUAGCACGGGUUCCAAAGUCGCUGGGACCAGUCACCUCAAGCGCCACAUAGCAAAAGGCACUUGUCUAGCCUUGCUCCGAAACCACGGACAUCCUCAAAUGCUGUCGUAUAAUGAUACCCCUGGAGGUGCAACUAGCAACCCACCAAAACGCCGAUACAGAUCACCCAACUCUUCCUCUUACUUCCCCUUUGACUCUGACCGAUGCCGCCAUGAGAUUGCAAAGAUGAUCAUCAUGCACGACUACCCGCUUCACAUGGUCGAACAUGCCGGAUUCAUGACUUUCGUCUCAAACCUCCAGCCUCGAUUCGGAAUGGUGAGCUUCAACACUGUCCAGGGAGAUUGUGUUGCUACGUACCUGAGGGAGAAGCAGAACGUUAUGAAGUUUAUUGAAGGACUCCCUGGACGCGUUACCCUUACACUGGACAUGUGGACUUCUUGUGAAAGCAUAGGCUAUGUGUUCAUCACUGGGCACUUCAUUGAUAGUGAUUGGAAGCCGCAGAAGAAGAUGCUGAAUGUAGUGAUGGAGCCCUAUCCUGAUUCAGAUGCUGCCCUAAGCCAUGCAGUGGCGUGUUGCCUUUCUGAUUGGAGUUUGGAAGGUAAACUGUUCUCUGUUACCUUUAACCAUCCUGUUGGAGAUGCUGGUCUCGAAAGUCUUCUAUCUUUGUUGUGUAUCAAGAAUACGCGGAUUCUCAACGGUCAGCUGGUGCUUGGCAACUGCAUCUCACACACCUUGACCAGCAUGGCGAAAGAGUUGUUGUCAACGUGUCGAGAUCUUGUGUCGAAAAUCCGCGACAGCGUGAAGUACGUGAAGACCCUCGAAUCCCACGAGGACAAGUUUCUCGAGCUCAAACGGCAACUGCAAGUCCCAUCGGACAAAAGCCUCCAACUUGACGACCAGAGUCAGUGGAACACGACGUAUGAAAUGCUUCUAGCUGCUUCGGAAUUGAAAGAAGUAUUUUCAUGCUUGGAUACCUCUGAUCCUCACUACAAGGAAGCACCAUCAAUGUUGGAGUGGAAGCAAGUUGAAAUGAUAUGCUCAAUACUGAAACAUCUGGUCGAUGCAGCUAACCUUCUCUCAUCCUCGACCAACCCAAUUGCAAUCACUUUCUUCCAUGAAGCCUGGAGGAUUCAAGCUGAGCUCUCUAAACUUGCUGCUAUUGGUGAUCCUUUCAUCAACAAUUUCAUCAAAGAACUGCAGGACAAGAUCGAGAAAUAUAUCAAAGAUUGCAGCUUGGCUUUAGCAGUUGCAGUAGUGAUGGACCCUCGGUUUAAGAUGAAGCUGGUCGAGUUCAGCUUCUCCAAGAUAUAUGGUGACGAUGCUCCCGCAUACAUAAAGAUCGUCGACGACGGGGUCCACGAUCUGUUCAAGGAGUACGUGGCACUGCCUCUACCGCUGACACCAACAUACGAAGAAAAUGCAGACCCCAACCUAAGGAAUGAAGAGAACCAGCAGGGGGCAGUUGUGGACAACGGGCUGGCAGAUUUCGAUGUGUAUAUCAUGGAGUCCACGAGCCACCAGACGAAGUCGGAGCUGGACAUGUACUUGGACGACUCAUUGCUCCCGAGAGUGUCUGAUUUCGACGUGUUGGGAUGGUGGAGGCAGAACAAGAUGAAGUAUCCAACACUGUCGAAGAUGGCUCGUGAUAUACUGAGCAUUCCGGUGUCUACUGCAACUGCGGAGAACGUAUUUGACACUGUGCUGCCGAGAGAGGUGGAUCGGUACAGGAGCUCGUUGAGGCCCGAGACUGUCGAGGCACUCGUGUGUGCUAAAGAUUGGCUUAUUCAUGGUGCUGCUGCAGCAGCAGAAGGUGGUGCGCCGAGUGUUGGAGUGGUGAAGAUGGAGCUUUAG